Molecule: messenger RNA, 600 nt
Organism: Morchella importuna
Lineage: Eukaryota; Fungi; Ascomycota; Pezizomycetes; Pezizales; Morchellaceae
Exons: 6
Coding region: 1-600 (199 amino acids)
Biological process (GO): translation
Cellular component (GO): small ribosomal subunit; ribosome; cytosol
Molecular function (GO): RNA binding; structural constituent of ribosome
Source: RefSeq, a predicted model, not a curated record
AUGAUUGCUCUCAAAACCAGGGGAAAGUUCAGGCCGCCAAUUACUCCAAAAUUUCAAUCUACAAACGACUCGACAACCCACCACACCAACCUAAAGGGCCCGACGCCGAAUUACCAAAACAGCUCGCCCAAUAUGUCUCUCGUCGCCGGCGAGAAGUCGAACUUCCAGUUCAUUCUCCGUCUUCUCAACACCAAUGUUGACGGAAAGCAGAAGGUUAUGUACGCCCUCACCAAGAUAAAGGGUGUCGGUCGUAGAUACUCCAACUUGGUCUGCAAGAAGGCCGAUGUUGAUCUCAACAAGCGUGCCGGUGAGCUCACCACCGAAGAGCUCGAGCGUAUCGUGACGAUCAUCCAGAACCCCACCCAGUACAAGAUCCCCACCUGGUUCUUGAACAGGCAGCGUGACAUCGUCGACGGAAAGGACACCCAGAUCCUUGCCAACGCCCUCGACAACAAGAUGCGUGAGGACUUGGAGAGGCUGAAGAAGAUCCGUGCCCACAGAGGUCUCAGACACUACUGGGGUCUCCGUGUCAGGGGUCAACACACCAAGACUACCGGCCGUCGUGGUCGCACCGUUGGUGUGUCCAAGAAGAAGGGUUAA